GUCCUUUUCGGCCGGAAGUCGGAAAAUGAGGGAAGGGGGAAAGCGUCUCUUCUCAGACAAGAUUGCGAUUUGUUUUUAAAGUGUAUGAAUUCAGGGUGUUGAAAAUGGAAGAAAAUGGACCGACAGUUGAAAUUGUCAAGCAGGAGCGUGAAGAGGAAGAUUGCCUUUACCCCUUUGUUUGUGGACUUUGUGGGUAUCGGUUUAAUAGAAUUAAAGAAUACUGCCAGCACUUUGAAGUUCAUAGUGACAUGGUGACCUCAGAAUACUUCCAUUCUUGUCAUGCUGAAACAGGGGAAGUUGAUGUAUUUGAAGACAAGUAUGACAGUUCAGCAAGGUACUACACUUGUGGAGUCUGCAAUCAAGAAUUUGCUACUCUUUGCCUUUUGCAUGAUCAUUUCUGUCGAAAAUAUGACGGUGGAUUGUACAUUGUAGACACAGACAAGAGGAGAGGUAUUCCUAGGGAUAGAAGAUGUGUUGGAACAGUUUUCACAGGAAGUAUGACAAUGCCAGAGGUUGGUGAGAUAGUGAAAACUGAAGUUACCGAGGAGGAUGGAGAUGAUGAUAUGGAGGAGGAUGAAAUAAGUGAUGAGGAAACUGAAAUGAGCUAUGAAGACAUGACUGAAGAAAAUGACACACCAUCACAAUCUCAAGAAAGUAUUGAUGAACCAAGGAAAAGUAGAAGGAUUGCAGAUAAAUCAGGAGCUGAAAGUGGUAUUGCUAUACAAAAAAUAACCGUUAAUUUUGGAGAUCAUACAGAGACAUACGAUGUUGGGAGAAACGAUGUAGAACAGCAAAAGGCUAAAAGGGUAACAAAGACAGAUCCAGAUGAAAAGGCAAAGAGCACUGAUAAUAUAUUAGGUGUCACAGCAACUGAAUCUGAAGCUGAUGAGGAUAUGUCAGAUGACUUAGAGAAAGGUGAACAUAAUUAUGGCAUGAGUUCUGAGACAGAGAGUCCAAUGAAGAAGAUGAAACAGAGAAAGAAAGUGAGAAAAAGAACUGACAAAUCAGUAGAGGAUGACAUGUUCGAUUCAUAUGAAAAUUCGGAAAAUUUGAAGGCAAGGAGGGGGGAUAGUACACCUGUUCCAGCAAGUGAAAUUAAAGGCCUUAUUGCUAAAGCAAAGCUAGUGGGAGAAGAUGAGGGGUCAAACAGUCGAGUGUACUGUCCAGUUUGUGACAAAAUUGUUUUGAAGACCUACCUCUAUCAACAUUUUAAGAAAGCUCACUCGGAUGAACAGUUCCCAUGUGAAAUAUGUGGAAAGAUUUUCUCCAAUAAAGGAUACCGCACAGAUCACAUUCGGUUCUUUCAUAAGGGCAUAAGGAAGAGUAGAGGAGAGGGAGGUGGGGGGACAAAGUUUGGAAGAAACUACAAAGCAGAAUCGAGGGCUAUUUUAGAGAAGGCAAAACUUGUUGGGGAAGAAGAUGGAAAUAAUACUAAGGUUGAAUGUCCAGUGUGCAACAAAGUACUGCUCAGGCAUUAUCUUGUCAAACAUCAUCAGAAGUUACAUUCAGAUAAGAAGUACCCGUGUGACCAGUGCAACAAAGUCUUCCCAUAUAAUGGUUAUCUAGCAGACCAUAAGAGAUACGUUCAUCAGGGGAAGAAAAAGAAGUCAAUGUUAACGAGGUAUGCCAAGGAGCCAGAUAUUAUUGCCUUGUGUGAUUCUGCACAGCCCCUUGCUAGGAAGAGGGGCGAGAAACCUAAAGUGGCCUGCCCAAAAUGUGACAAAACUAUACAAAAAGAAUAUCUAGCGAAACAUCUACGUGCAGCCCACUCGGAUCAGCAGUUUCCAUGUGACAUAUGUGGAAAGGUGUAUUCAUGUAAAAGGUUUUUGUAUGAGCACCAAAAGUAUGUGCAUAUGGAGAAAGAUACAGAGUGUGAGGUGUGCCAUAAGAUGUUUAAAGGUGUUGGUGCCAAGGAGAAACAUAAGAAAAUGAUCCACACAGAUGAGAGGCCAUUUCAGUGUGGUACAUGUGGAAACAGGUUCAGGACAAGUUUUGAAUGUAAAAGGCAUCAGUCUCAGCAUGAAGAUGUCAACCUUGUCCCUUACCAAUGUCCGAAGUGUGACAGACGUUUCAAAUCCCAGAAGUCGAUGUUGAGCCAUGAGAGAUCAGUUCACAGAAGGGUUGGACGCCUGCAGUGUAAAUGGCCAGGAUGUAACCGAAUUCUUAAUGAUAAAGCCACAUUUAGAAAACACUACUGCAUUCAUACUGGGGAAAAGCCGCACAAGUGUCCUGUUUGUGGCAAAGGUUUUAUUCAGCGUGUAGCGCUGAAAUAUCACCUGAAGACAAAACACGACAGUGAGGACAAGAUGCCCCCUGGAAAAUCGCCUGUCUGUGGUGAACCGAGGGUAAGACAUGGAGGUAUACAGCUGUUCAGAGAGGCCCAGCCUGUACCACUGGAUCCAGAUGAAUACGUAGAGGAAUAUACCGAGGUUCCAGUGGAGAACAUCGUGCAAGGUACUCAGGUGAAUUUGUCGGAUGCUUCCAUUGUGUCGGAUCUUAUCGAGAUUGCUCAGUCGAGUGAAGGAGGGACUGUUCCAGAGGCAUUACAACAUGUGUUUGACGGAGAAAAUAGAACUAUAGUUAUAUACUACCAGUGAUUAGCUGAUACCUUGAUUGAUGUUAUAUAUGAGCCACGCCAUAAGAAAACCAACAUAGUGGCUUUGCGACCAGCAUGGAUCCAGACCAGCCUGCGCAUAUGCGCAGUCUGGUCAGGAUCCAUGCUGUUCCCUUUCAAAGCCUUUUGCAAUUAGAGAAACUGUUAGCGAACAGUAUGGAUCCUGACCAGACUGCGCGGAUGCGCAGGCUGGUCUGGAUCCAUGCUGGUUGCAAACUCACUAUGUUGGUUUUCUCAUGGCAUGGCUCAUAUAUUGGAUUGAUUGGAAAUAAGUUUGUGUACAUGUUGUAUGUUAUAUUUACCAAUGUUUUCCUGUAAAUAGUUCAUUGUUCUUUCAUUUUGCUCUUGUAAGAAGGUGUUAAGGAUUUUGUUCUUUGUAUUUAGUACACAAAAAACAACAACUAAGUACACAAAAAACAAUAUUUAAAAUUGUAAUUUUAGUUUAGUGUUUCCUGCAGGCCUUUUUAACAUGGCGCAGCGCCAUGCCCCGUUUGAAGUGCCGCCAAGCUGCCCUUCAAACCGCCCGUUUGCGCCACGUGCCCUUUUAUUCUAUGAAGCUUGUAUAUUUAUCUUGACAAGUGCCUUUUCAAAACCAGUCUGGAAAGCCAAUGUCCGCUGGCCAUGUUCCGUGUAUUGUACCGUCAAUUAGCGGCUGUGAUCAACAGGUCGACACGUGGGUGCAUCAACCGUGAAUGACCCUGAUUAAGAACUGACAGGAUUAUGCAAUCAAUUACUGUUUUAUGAUAGUUUAAUUGGGAACAGUAGAUGAAAAUUUGUUUGUUUUUAGCACGUCGACGGAGAAGCAACAUGUAGCCUUUUUACGGAAGAUAUGAUUGAAACGGUCAAUUAAACGAUAAUUAUUUUAAAAGGUUGUAAUCAUUUAAAAUGUAGAUUGAUUAACGCACAUUUUCGAUGCGCUAAUUAGGCCUUUAAAAAUAAAAUAUUGAAGGUUUGCCGAUCGCCGACCAACCCAUGAAAAUUGACCAGACUCAAAAAUAUUUUAUAUCGAUUUUAUCUACAAGAUUUAUUUUAUUCCUUUACGGAUAUCAUUUAUAAAAAUAAUAAGAUAAACGUUUAAGCUUUAGAAUUAUACCAAAUUCAUUAAAAUCGACCGAUGUCUUGAUUUUUAAUAUUACGAAGCACAUUCAUGACGCGCCGAUGCAGAAGUCGUCGCCAUCUUGAAAAUUUGAAAACGUACAUCGGUAUGAAAAUAACCGAUAACUUAGCGAUUAAGUUAUAAAAACUGAUCGAGAUUUAAAUGAAUAAACUAAAAAUGCAAGGCCCUAGUUUUGUUUUCGUAAAUAAUUUGUCAAAAUGAUUUUAUAAGGCCGAAAUUUAAGAUGAAGGUGCACAGCCGCAUGCGUCAAGCAGGCCGAAAUUUUGAGUUAUUACUCGCAAUGAACCAUUGGUAUUCACAUUUAUGUUUAUAUUACUGAAUAAUGUGUGAUUAGACGAAAAAAAAACAGAUUCAUAGUCAGUCACUGUAUGUAACGCAAAAACAUCCGAGCAACGGGGGAGUGAUAAAAAUAGUGGCAGACGAUCUAAUCUAGCAAAUUUCACAGCAUAUACUUUUUACGUCGCAUUCUACUUUCGUUUUAGCAUGCCCAAAACACUAGCAAAAUAUAACUUUCCGACUCGACCUGUCGUCUAAAUCUUACUGGCAAGGAAGAACAAUGGGUUUAAUCAGCAAUAUAGGUACAAAGUCAUUGAUUACAUGUAGAUUUGACGAACUGCCUAUUCUCUUAACGUAAAUCAGUGGUGAAAUGAUAUGAUUGACAAAGUAAAGUUGCGCACUGAUAGUUGUUCAAUAAAACUUGUUGCUUAUUAAUUAUCACCGGAAAUCUGUCUCUGAAAAUACAAGCUAACACUUCAUGAGGGUAACAGAAUAAGAAUUUUUAAAGUAUGAAUCAUCAGUGUCAUCUUUAAACAAAAGAAAGGAAAGCACUUUCACAUGCCAUGGUAGGCAUUAUAAAGAAUACUACAAAAUAUCUAUCCCAUAUCUGAGAUAUGAAAGAUUCUCAAAUUCAAUGCGAAAAUAGUAUGUAAAAUGACGCCGACAAGCGUUCUUGGACGAAUGCCCUUUCAAUGCCAAACCGCGCGUUAAAAGUGCCCCUUUUCAAGGGAAGCACCAUGCCCCUUUAAGAGUCUGCAGGAAACACUGAUCAUGCAUUAGGGAUGUUGAUACAGGUGUCAUAAUAAAAAGACUUUUUCUACUGUUUUUAUCAAGCUCAGUGUUAGAAUAUAACAGUCCAAGUAUUUUUAUGUACAAGUAGUAAUAGAUCAUAAGGUGAAAAUAUUUUCUUAAAAAAUGGAAGGAAUGAGACAUUAAUCUAGUUGUUUGCCCUUUUAAGUUAUGUUAACAUAUAUAUAUAUAAGUAUGACUGGAAUUGAAUGAAGAACGUCUCCUUAGGCCAAAACUGAGUACUUGAAAUUUUUUUACAAAAAUUCUCCAUCUAAUUUAGAGUGAUAAAGAAAUUACAAGUUAUGAAUAUUUAAGUAGAAAUUAUAACAAAGAAGUUAUCCUAGAUUUACUAGUAACUAGAUUUGUUUCACUGUUUAGUCUUAAAAACCUACCUCUGUUUUCUGAUGCUUCUACAACAGAGAUUUUAUUUUUUGCUACAUUUUGUUUGCAAAUUGGUUUACUAUUUGUCAAAUGAAUUCUCCAACUAUGUUUAUGGUGUAAUUGUUAGUAUAUAUAUAAAUUAUUAUGUUUACCACUACUUGGAUUUGCAAUCGUAUUACCACAAGAAACAGAUGGAAAUCUUAUUUGUAUUUUUGUUCUCUUCAAGCACUUUAUUCAUGUCAUAAGCACUAAGCAUAAUUUAUUAUAAACCUUCAUUAUGGUGGUUCUGCAGGUGCAAAUCAAAAUUUUUUCUACAAUGUAGAAUUUGAUAAAACCCUGAUUUGUAAAUUCUUCAGUACAUACUUGAAAAAUUUAGCAAAUAAAAAAAGAUAGGGCUGUGAGGUUGAAUGAUUAGUGGACUGAUUUGAAAAAUUUUGACCCCACACAAGUUUUGAUAAUGGGAGUCUAUGGGAAAAAUCACAUUUUUGCGAAUAGAAUUUUUAAAGAGAUCUAUGCAUAAGACAUUUCUUGGAAUUAUUUAAACGUCUGAUGUUUUAAUAUCAUAUUUCAACUUAAGAAAAAUUGCAGUGUUAAAAAUAAAUUUACUCACCAUUUGCUGUAAGUCAUAAAAUGAUUUUCUUUUCUGAAUGCGGAAUCGAGGCUUUAUUCUACGUUGUCCGGAUAAAUGAUAUGGCAGUAGAUCCAGUUUACAAAACUGAAAGAUGUUGAAUUUUUUAUGAUUUACACUGCAUAUAAUGACAUCAAUAUGUAAGACGGAAACUUUAAAAAGCGAAAACUUCUUUUUGUUGUGUAACUUUAAACCUGGCAAAGAAUUUAAUGAAACUUUGCAUACAAACAGCAUAAACUACAACAAAAAUCUGGACAAAGUUUAAGCAGUAUAGAUGCACAGAGAAAAAGGUGACUGCUACUUUAAUUGUUAAAUAUUUUUUAAUUCUGUGUCUAAAUUCCAUAUUUAGAAUGUUGAUGUAUCUGGGCCCAGUCUGUUGCACGUGCCGAUCAUCUUAACUUUACUGGGAAAAUCUCUUACUGUAAAUAGAUAUUUAACAAGUACAUUAUGUUAAUGGCUAAAUGAAAAUAAAGUUUUAUCUAACUUUAUAUUGUUUCACAUAUAAGUAAUGCUCGAUUUUUCACGUAUAUUUAGUGAUUGUUUGAGGAACCAGUACAGUUUAAUAAAUGCUGUUAAAGCGUAAAACUGUA
Molecule: messenger RNA, 6395 nt
Organism: Mercenaria mercenaria
Lineage: Eukaryota; Metazoa; Mollusca; Bivalvia; Venerida; Veneridae
Product: zinc finger protein 23-like
Exons: 11
Coding region: 105-2597 (830 amino acids)
Biological process (GO): regulation of transcription by RNA polymerase II
Cellular component (GO): nucleus
Molecular function (GO): DNA-binding transcription factor activity, RNA polymerase II-specific; RNA polymerase II transcription regulatory region sequence-specific DNA binding
Source: RefSeq, a predicted model, not a curated record